This is a messenger RNA of Thecamonas trahens ATCC 50062, 8145 nucleotides long. RefSeq lists its product as uncharacterized. NCBI's taxonomy places the organism in Eukaryota, Apusomonadida, Apusomonadidae. The coding region runs from base 4289 to 7357 and encodes 1022 amino acids. The transcript has a single exon. The record is from RefSeq and is a predicted model, not a curated record.
ACCCUCUUUUCUUCCAAAGACAAGAGCCUUUGUGCACCUUCAGUACAAGCUGUUCGUUUGAUCAAGUCAACUAUGUUUUUUCCUUCUUCCUUUCCCGUGCGCGCGCUUGCGCUCAUCCUCGUGACCUCAGCCGCGCUCAUCCCAACGGUGCUCGGAGCCGACCUCGCGGUGACGACCUCGUUUGUCGCCGGCCCGGUGAUGGCGACCGGAACGUGCCACCCCAACGGGAUGAAGAUCGAUCUGGCCGUCCCAACCGGCUUUGAGCUCGACGCCUCAUCGCUGGCGGUCACUGUCGGCUACCCCACAGCCACCGCGCUCUUUGACGUCGGCGGCGAGUGCGAGAUCGGCACGGCGACGUGCCAGACCUCGGCCUUCAACCUCACGCUCGAGACCGCUCGCUUCGGCGGCACGCUCACCUUUGCUGGCGACAGCGGUGCGGGUGCGCUCACGCCCGACGCGACGAUCACGAUGACGGCGCCAUUCAUGGCGCCCGAGUUUGAGGCCGACGGAGUGACGCCUGUGCUCGAUCCGGUCAAUGGCCAGGCGCCGGUCGUCGGCGGUCCGCGCUUUGCUACCUUUACUGUCUCGCUCUCGAGCUACACGCUCACCGAUACGGCAACCGGCGCCAGCGUCACCCGCCCGCCGUCGGUCCACACCAUUGACGUCGAACUUCGGCCGAUGCUCGCCUCGAUGGCCGUGCCCAUCGAGUCCGACUACCCACAGUCGCUUGCCGCCGGCGCCAAGUGGCUCACCCCGCGCGAUCUUGUGGCGUGGACAACCUCGAACGUCAUGUCCGAGACUUUUCCAUCAACAACAUCGAGGUCCUUGAGCUCGUCCUUGCCGAUGGCACCACGCCCAACAAUGACGGCCUGCUCACCGCCCCCGACGCCAACUCGGGCUCGCCUGCGCCGAUCUCGCUUGUCUACGACAUGUCGUCGGUCGGCUUUGAUGCUCGCCCUGAGACGGAUGGCUCGAUGACGACCCACCGCGCUGUCCCCGGCGAGCUCCACGGCUGCGAGUCGGCGUCGCUCAUCUCGUUUGCUAACGUCAACGAGGCCUUCACCGACACUCGCGUCACUACCGACCCCACGCUUGUCACCGGCGACGCCAUUGCCGCCGACUCGAUCUGGCGGGGUGACAUCAUCCCUUCGGGCGUGCCCAUCACCGCGGCUGCGGCCACCGGCCGCCCCAUCAAGCCCAAGGCCAUCGUCCUCGAGACCGUCGGCGUCGAUGGCGCUGCCGUCCCGACCUCGACCCUCGCCAUCGCCGACCUUGGCCACGCCAUCACCUACGAGCUCCGCUACAUGCUCAUCUCGUCUGACGAGGCCUCGCUUGACAUCUCGCUCGCACUUCCUGCCCCGCGCCACGAUGUGACCGGUACCGUUUACAACCAUGCUGCUCCCAGCACGUUUCCGCCGGCCGGGUCCUGCGCCCCGGCGCCCGACUCGACCGCCACCGACGUCCUCGGUGCCCCGGUCUUUGCCGUCGACGGCGCUGCCAACUCGCUCUCCUGGUCGUUCCCCUCACACUCGGACCCGCAGUCGGUCACCCGCGAGAUUGUCAUCCGCUGCUCGUUCAUUGCUGAUGAUCACCUCUCGCCCGACCUCGCCGUCGCCUCGGCCACGGCCACUGCAGUCGAGAACGGCAUCUUUGUUACCUCGGACCCAUCCAAGGCUGCCAUUCGCCAGCCGCUUGUCUCGCUUGCCGCCGCCUCGCUCAUCGCCGCCUCGAACCCUGCCGCUGCCGCUACUUGCUCCUCCUGCGAUGCAUCUGCGUGGCUCGACGCCUUUGACGUUGACUUUUGUACCUCUGCAUCGGGUGCGCCCACCUCGAUGACCAUUACCUCGGCGCUCGCCACGCCUGUUGCCGCUCCCACCAAGAACGUUGACGGCGGCGACACUGUCCGCUUUGCCCUCGCCUACGCCAACACUCAAUCAGGCGUUGCUCACGACCUGACCGUUGUUGUUGACCUGGACGACACCUGCUUCUCGCGUCGUCCGCUCCCAUGCGGCCUCUCGCUGACCGUCACCGACGCCGCGGGCUCGCCACUCGCCUACACGCUCGCCGCCGACGACCAUCUGUUUGACUCGGCUUCGCCUGGCCUCAUCAUUCACGCUCUGCCCGGCAACUCGAUUGCCAUCGUCUCGUUUGACGCCUAUGUCAUCGACUCGGUCAGCGCGGGCGCCACUUGCGCUGCGCCCGCCGCAGCGCCCGCGGGCUACGACGGCACUGCUGCUGCUCCGCUCAGCACUCGCCGCGUCUCUCCUUCGUCCACUGCCGCGCAGGUCACCAUCGCCUCGCCGUCGUUCGCCUGGCGCGACGGCGAGACCUCGUUUGACUUUACCGCCAAGGCCGCGGAUCGGUCUGGCAAAUUUGACCUUGCGCCCUGCGAGUCGGCAACCGUCACUCUCGACAUCCUCCUGCCUGAGGGUGUCUCGCCCGACACCCAAAUUGAGUUUGCCUCGUCUGCCGCAGGCAUCCUCGUCAUCGAAUCGAUUGUCCCACCCCGGACCCGCCGACCAUCUCCUGGUCUGGCGCGUCAGCUACCAUCAACGCUGCUGGCUCGGCCGCCACCAUCGAGCUCGGCUCGCUCACCAAUGCUCCCGACAACGUUGUUUCUGACGGCGACAAGAUCUCUUUUGUCGUCACUCUUUGGCUUGACGCUUCCGCCGAUCCGCAAACCAUUCCGAGCCGCGUCUCGGUCAGGGCCCGUGCCAUCACGUCGUCAGGCGCGCGCGUGACCUCGCGCUACCACUUGGACGUUGUUCAGCCUGACGUUGAUGUCGCCCUCUCGUCGACGCCGACGAUCAUCGGUGACGCUCUCGACACCAUCACCCUCGACCUCGCGGUCUCGGUCCCCAUCGCUCGCCACACCCCGGCCUUCGACGUCGCCAUCCGUGUCACCUGUCACCAUUCCCGAGUACCACACCUUUGACGUCGCCGACCUCGCCCACCGCUCCGGACCAGCGCCGUCGUCCAUCACCACCGACGGCAACAUCGUCACUCUCCUCUACCCGCGACUCGACCCGGGUGACAUCUCAGUCCUGGCGCUGCCUGGCGUCAUCGCCGAGUCAGCGCCGUCUGGCGCUGUCGUCACCUACACGGCCGCGCGCACGUUUGCGGCUGCGCCGGCGCCCACCGCCAUUGGCUGCCUGCAAACCUACGCGCCCGACCCAGUCACCCUUGACCGGACCCUCGCUGCCGCUGUCGUCGCUGUCGACAUUGUUGAUGCCUGCCUUGGCACUGACGACCUUCCCUACGUCGCGCCUUCAGAGGAACUCACUUUCCAGAUCAGCAUCUUCCUCCCCGAGGGUGUCAACCACAACCCGCACCUCUACGUCGGUGUCGGCGGCCCGCUCACCAUCAUCUCGGGCUCGGCCUCCAUCAGCUCGCCGACUUCCCUCGACGGCGUCUCGCUUGAUGUCCCGCCGGUCACCUCGUGGGGCAUGCUCUCCAUCCCGCUCUACGACGGCUCGCAUCCCGACGCCAUCAUCAACAACCCCAACAAUGCCGAGACUCCCGGCGACGUCAUCACCAUCACCGUCACUACCGUCGUUGAUGCUGACGCUGCCCAGGGCUCGUACGUCGCGCUCUUUGCCUCGUACGCCUACACUACUUCGGCCUCGUCAAGCAACGUGCUCUCCGUGGCAGGCACCUCGCCCACACAGGUCGUCAUCUCGCCGACGCUCGGCAUCUCGCAGCCGGCGCUCGACUCGGCGGUUGCGCUAGACACCUACCAGGCCGGCGACGUCCUGACCUGGACCUCGACGACGGAGCACAAGACCAUCGAUUGGCACCCGCUGGCACCCGCCUACGACCUUGUCUUUACCGUCGCCAAGCCCGACUACGUUGCCGUUGACUGCGUCCUCCACCUCGACGACACUCCCAUCGAGUCAGCCAGCGCCCUUGUCCCGACUUCGGCCUCGGCCACCCUCUUCAGCUAUGACUUGGCCUCGCUAGCCCCCACGACGCCAUUGUCUGCACCUUUGUGGCUACCUUGCCGGACUCGGUGCCCAUCGGCGACUCGUUUGUCCUUCCUAUCGAGCUCGACGUCGCCUACCGCGCUCGCUCACUGGCCCCUACCGCACCGGUCUGCCAGCCGGAAGUCGUCCCGCCGACGCUCACCCAUGGUGCCGUCGCCGCCCACUCGGUCGCCAUCACCCCGCUUGUCGCUCGCCCGCUCGAGAUCUCCACCACAUGCGCGAGUGCCUCGGCCGCUCGCCUCUUCCCGGUCCUCGCUUAUGAGUCAGUCGACCUGACUUUGACCGCCACGCUCCCGCACGGGACAAUGGUGCCAGCUACACUCACCCUCGACAUCGAUGAGACCUGGGUCCUCGAGUCGGCUGUGCUCUCCGCCUCGUUUGCGGGCAUCGUCGACGCCGACAUCCCGCUUACCCCGGACGCGCGCUCGCUCGAUCUCACUCCGGUCGCGCCGCUUAUCGUUCGCCCGGCCUCUGCCGAUCCGGCCGACAAUGAGCUUGUCAUCACUGUUCGAGCCCACCUUGUGCCCGACUUCCGUCUUCCGCUUAACGACUGGGCUCCGUCGACCGCACCAGACCUGCCGCUCUCCGCCACUCUCUGGCACGCCGCCGCUCCGGCAACCUACCCGGGCAUCGUCGCCACCCGCGCCGCGCCCGCGCUCUCCCUCGGCCUUCGUGCCACCGCCGCCACCGACGGCUCGGCUCUCGUCGACCUCUCUCUUGCACACGUCCGCGGCUUUGACCUCGCCUACUCGGACGCUGCCGCCGCUGCCAUCGUCAUCACCCUUGAUCUCGACGCGGGCAUGCCUUACGCUUUUGACACUUCAUCAUUUGCGGCUACUGCUGCGCUUGUCGGCGCCCAGCUCGAGGUCAGCCCCAACGAGAGGUCGCUUGUCAUCACCGCCGAUCCUGCGCUUGCGCUCGAGCUUGCGGCCUCUGCCACUGCAUCCCUCGUCCUCACCCCCAGCGAUGCGGCCGCGGCCUGCGCCUCGUGCGACCUUAGCGGCGGCCUCACCGGCUCGGUCACCUUUGUGCCCGGCGGAUCGUGCGCUGGCGUCAACCAGGGUGCCCGUCUUUUGGGCGUCAGCGAGCCGUACGCCGUCAUCUCCCGCAACCCGCCGUCCCUUGCUGGUCUCACCUCGAUCGGCUGCUACGAGUACGCCGUCUUUGAGGGUGACGACUACGGCACUGACUGCAAUGCGGCGACGGCGGACCCGACUCCGCUCUCCGAGCUUCCGUGCGGAUGGGAGGUUGCGCCCAACUCGGGUGAGGUCUACCACGCGCUCGCCGCCAAGCUCUGCUCAGCUGGUGCUGCUGCAUCGGCCGCCUCGACCUUUGACAGCUUCUCGGCAACUUGCGCGUGGGGCGCGUCGUGUCUCAUUCUCGCCGAUGGUACCGGAAUUACUCCCGAGGGCAAGCCUUGUGCCUCGAACGCUCUUGUCUCGGUCACCGCCGAUCUUAGCUGUGCCACCACUCGCAUGGUCGGCGUCGACGGCGUCGAUGGCGGCCGCGUCCUCCUCCGUCGUCUCUCGCAGCUUUGCGGCUCGGCCGGCGUCUGCGGCAGCGGCAAGCGGUCGUGGAAUAUGAUCGAUCCGGCCGCCGCGCCGUUCAAUCUCGUGCCCGCCCAGCUCACGCUCGACGCGCCUGCUGAUUGGGCUGUCGGCGCCAAUGCUCUCGCUCCGCUCUCACAUGUCCCGGCCAUCUCCAUCACUGCUGGUACCUCCCUCUCGGCCACCUUCAACGUCGAAGACCCUAUCCUCUCCCACGCUGGCCGCGCUGUACUCACCAUUGGCUACGAAGCCAAGGUCGGGAGCUCGGUAGUCCUCACCGCCGUCUUUGAUGGAUGGCUCCCGGGCCUCACCCUCUCGGGCAACAUUGCCACCGGCCGGUUCGACAUCGGCGUUCCCGCCGGCGUCAAGGAGAUUAUUCUCAUGGUUUCCAACACCGCGUCUGACGACCUCGCUUUCAUUCGCGGCAUCGAGCUUGCCGUUGUGCCUACCCGCUCCACGGCUGACGGCACGUGCAUGGACCCUGCGACGUCGGGCUUCAACAUCCUCGCCAACCCAAGCUUUGACGAGCCGCUCGCCCCGGUCGAGGCUGGCAUGAUCGGAACCUGGGCGCCGUACAUGGGCAACUCGGGCGGCGAGCUUGUCCACACCGGUUCGGCACUCAGUCUGGUUAACAGCGACUCGUCCGACGACAUCAUUGUUGGCCAGCGCGUUGAGCUCGCGUCUCCGCAGACUGCGUUCUUUAUCGCGGCGCAGGUGACGACCGACGCCGUCUCGGAUGGCUACGCCCCGUACUUGUCCAUCUACAUCGACGCCGAGCUCGAGUCGGGCGAGUGGGACUACGGCAAGCACGUGGCCAUCAAGCCUGGCACUACCGCAGCCUCCAUGAUCACCGGCUCGGUUCGCUACGACGAGCCUGUUGUUGCCCUUACCGUCUACGUCAUGCACCGCUUCCACACCGGCGCGCUUGUUGUCGACGAGGUCUCGGUCCUGCCGUAUCCCUACGCCUGCGCCGACAUUCCGCUUGCCGCUGCCUACGGCGACCCGCACAUCCGCUCGUACGAUGGCCUCGACUGGUCGUUCCAGGCCUCGGGCGACUUUGUCCUCACCGGGACUCGUGACUACUCGGCCACCACCCGCAUCGCCGCAGCUGGCUCUGCUGCCGUUAACGCCGGCGCUGGCGUCUCGCUCGCCGGCCGCCCGGCCGUUGCCAUCAUCCGCACCGACCCGCCGGCCCCUGGCCUCCCGAUUGCCUGGCCGCGCAUUGCCCUCCGCUUGCCUGGCGCCGCCGAGUGGCAAACGCUCGACACGUCGGCAGCCGUCGCUCCCGGCGCGCCGCUUGACGGCGAACUCGAUGUUGGCGAUGCCGCCCGCGCCACCGUUCGCAUCAGCUACGGCUGGUCCGGCGCUAUCGACGCAGCCGCCGCGCUCCGCCUCCAGGUUGACUACAUCGGCUCUGGUGGAUUCGGCCUCAAGGUCAACGUCCUUGCCUCGUCGUACAACGUCCAGUACUUGUACAUCCGUCCGGUCAUCCCGGCCUUUACCCAGGGUCAGAUCUUCGGCCUCCUCGGCACUCCCGACGGCGAUGAGAGCAAUGACAUCAAGGCCUCCGACGGCUCGCUUGGCUCGCCCGACAACACCGCCUUCAUCUACUCGAGCACCUUUGUCAACUCGUGGCGCGCCAGAAACGACGCCCUACCGGGCACCGCCGACCUUGUGGUCCCUCACCGGCCGCCGCCGCGCAGUUCUCGCUCUCAGCCUGGCCGCAAGACCAAGUCGACUCGGCAUCGGCCACCUGCGCCCAGUUUGUCGGCACGCAAGCGCUCAUCGAUGCCUGCGCUCUCGACCUCCUUCUCACCGGAGACGUAGCGCUUGCCGCCGGCUACACUGCCGCGUCCGAGCUCGAGGCCGGCUCCUCGGCCGUCUCGCUCGCCACCGGCCCGCCGGUCGGCAUUCCGCUCAACGGCGCAUCUGGCUCUGGCGCCAAGACAAACUUUGGCUGGGCCAUCCUCGCUGGUGUCGUUGUCGCCAUCGCCGCCAUCGUUGUCGUCAUUCUCUUUGCCAUGCGCUCGCGCUCGAUCGCCUCAGCUCGCUCAGACGCGGAGGCCUCGCACCUCACCUCAGCUGCGUCGACCGCCAUGAGCGCUGCCUCGGAUGCCAUCGUCGAGUGCGAUCUCGACGCACUUACCCGAGGCGCCCGUCACGCACCUGUCAUGGACGACACCGCGCGCGCCCGCGCGCGCCGCGCUGACGUCGGCUCGGUCGACGCUGCUCCGGCCGGUGCGGUCCUCACCAAGUCUACCGUUCUCCGUGCCCUCAACGUAUCGCCCGGCAUGACCGCUCAGGUCUCAGAUUCGAGCAUUGCCUCGGCUGACUCGUCCGCUCUCGGCUCACCGAGAGCCCCGCGCUCCAAUGCCCAGCUCUCCGACCCGUCGGACCACUCGUCAAGCGUCGUCCUCACUCGCGAGAUGUCCGGCAUGCAGCGGCUUGCGGCCUGGUCCCGGUCCAAGGUCUUCUCCACAGAUCAGCUGGAUGCCUCAGCUUCGCUGCUUGUUGGUUCGCAGCCGCGAGUCCUCGAGAAUUCGGACGAGGAGUGGUCGUCGAUAGGCAGCCGGAUCUAAGUCGACACGUCACUAAACUGUUUUACCCCCGAUCAA